This is a messenger RNA of Gadus morhua (Atlantic cod), 3103 nucleotides long. RefSeq names its product serine/arginine repetitive matrix protein 2. Lineage: Eukaryota; Metazoa; Chordata; Actinopteri; Gadiformes; Gadidae. The record is from RefSeq and is a predicted model, not a curated record. The transcript has 7 exons. The coding region runs from base 179 to 2893 and encodes 904 amino acids.
CCAGACGAUGGCCUCCUAGAGCAGCUCGUGCCCCCGCGUCUACCAACGAUCGAGAAGGAGAGCGCCCCCCCUCCCUGAUGUCGGUGUGUGUUUACCUCACUCGUUUAGCACAAACAAAAGCUAUGAAGAAAGAGUGCAAUGCUGUUCUUUAAUCAUUAAGGCGAUAAGGAAAGACGUGAUGAAUCCCCCUUACUGGGACAGGCUUCCAAGGGCCAGGUACGAUCAUGACCGACCUCAAUGUCCUGGAACAGAACAAGACAUGGGGCAAUACACAUUCAACUACAAUGAUCAACAUUAUCACCAGGACCACUAUAGAUACCAUCAAAGAGAACCACAAAGACCAACCAGGAGGAUGGACUAUGGACAGCACAGCAUUCCUUCUCCUUCUCCAUCUCCUGGUCUUAUUAGUUGCAGAGAACCAUCAGUAGAUCUUGGAUCAGACAGGACCGUUAUCCCAGACGGACCAUCAGUGGAAUUAGCUGAGAUAGACAAUGAGCUGGAGAGAAAGAAGAAAAAACUUGAAGAAAUCGAGAAUAGGAUUAUUCGGAAGAAAGCUGCAAUUGCCUUGAAGAAAAUCUUGCCCUAUUUGAGAAAAACCGAUGAGCUAUCUGACAAUCCAUUAGACGACCAGAAAGACUUAGUAGAGAGUUGUUUAACUACUACUAAUGAAUCUUCUCUGAAGGAGAGGGUGAACUCCAUUUUGCAGCUAAGGAAGUCUCUCGGCUUUCCAAAGAUGCACAGCAGAGACCCAAAGAGCUCCACAACAUAUGGGGUCGGCCGGCAGGAAGAUCAUCCCCUGAAGCUUCGUGUGAAGACACUGAUGGACAACAGAUCGAGAACACUCCGAGAGAAUCCUAGUUUUCCACCACCGACUGCCACCCUGGAUUCUAGGAUGUGGCAUGCAGUUGAUGGUCCGAAGAUGCAGCUCAACCCUUUGAGCCGGAGCCAACCUGAAUCCAGCACAGUUUAUGAGCCGUGGCCUACAGAGGGCGGUCAGACGAUGCAGGUGGACCCCUACCCACCCAUGGCCAGACCACAUGUUGACUGUCAGUCUCCUAAGGAGAGAGCUAAGGAGUCUCCAAGCCAAGACCCUGGACCUGGGCCGAUGCCUGGAUUAUCUGCAGGCUUCCAGCACGUCCAGCCUCACGGGAGAUCACAGACUCCACGCCCGGCCUCGCCAUCCCCUGCGCCCCCACAGAGACCCGCCAUAGCCCGCGGCAUGCAGCGGUUUCUCAACUUGCUUAACAAAGGGGUGGACAUGGAUUUGUUCACCAGUAUCGUCAACGACGACAGCAAGUCCGUCACCUCGGAUGUGGUGCUCCCGCUAAACCAGCCCCCGCGGAGAGAGCCUUCCAGGUCGGAGAACGAUCGGGCCGAACCUCAUCCGAAGGACAGCCAUCCGAGUCAGUCUGAGCCCCGGAGCCGUAGUCGAUGGAGCACUGAGCUCCCCGACACUGAAGGGUCUCCCAAAGAGAGGAGCAACUCCGCUAAUGAUGAUGGCAGAGGCAUCUCUGCCAUCAUCAGCAGCAGCAGACAUUGUCCUUUAAGCAGUGCAUCCAGUGGCCCGCGGGCGGAAGAAGAGAAUCCAAUGCAGUUACAGCUCCAGAACAUUCUGAAGACCCUGGGUUUGAGCCUGGACAAGGAGGAGAUGAGUGGACUCACAAGCCGCACUGACGAGAGGCUCAACGGGAAGAGGAAGGACAACGGACAGGGGUUCCACAACCCGUCAGGCAGUGAGAUGCCCUUUGAGCCGGCUCCUGAACCCUGUGACGGUACUUCUACCUCCGCUCCUCCCCAGUCCCGUCCUGCCGGCCGCCCUCCCCCCCAGCACAGAAAGGGAGAGGGCAUCGUGGAGGGCAGGAAGAGGAGGCGGCUCUCUCCCUGCAGCCAAUCAGUGGACAGAAGCUCUGGGGACAGCGGACAAAGAGGGAGAAGAACCGAUGGCCACAAGAGGCGGGAGACGGACAGCUGCGGAGACGCGGGGACGGACCCGACGCGGGACGGAGAGCCCAGUGGAGCCUCAGGGGCAGAGAAGAGGCAGAAGAGAGGUCGCCAUGGAGACCCCGAGACAUACAGCAGGCAGGAGGGAGAUCGCCAUGGAGACUCAGAGACAUACAGGAGGCGGGAUGGAGAUCGCCAUGGAGACUCGGAGACACACAGGAGGAAGGAUGGAGACCCCGAGACAUACAGGAGAAAGGAUGGAGAUCGCCAUGGAGUCCCGGAGACAUACAGGAGGCGGGAUGGAGAUCGCCAUGGAGACUCGGAAACAUGCAGGAGACAGGAUGGAGAUCACCAUGAAAACCCCAAGACAUACAGCAGGCAGGAUGAAGAUCGCCAUGGAGACCCAGAGACAUACAGGAGACGGGAUGGAGAUCGCCAUGGAGACUCUGAGACAUACAGGAAGCGGGAUGGAGAUCGCCAUGGAGACUCGGAGACAUACAUGAGGCAGGAUGAAGAUCGCCAUGGAAACCCCGAGACAUACAGCAGGCAGGAUGGAGAUCGCCAUGGAGACCCCGUGACAUACAGGAGGAAGGAUGGAGAUCGCCAUGGAGACCCCGUGACAUACAGGAGACAGGAUGGAGAUCGCCAUGGAGACCCCGAGACAUACAGGAGGCAGGAGGGAGAUCGCAAUGGAGACCCCGAGACAUACAGGAGGCAGGAGGGAGAUCGCCAUGGAGACCCAGAGACAUACAGCAGGCAGGACGAAGAUCGCCAUGGAGACCCGGAGACAUACAGGAGACAGGAUGGAGAUCGCCAUGGAGACUCGGAAACAUGCAGGAGACAGGAUGGAGAUCACCAUGGAAACCCCAAGACAUACAGCAGGCAGGAUGAAUCGCCAUGGAGACCCAGAGAAAUACAGGAGACGGGAUGGAGAUCGCCAUGGAGACUCUGAGACAUACAGGAGGCGGGAUGGAGAUCGCCAUGGAGACCCCGAGACAUACAGGAGACAGGAUGGAGAUCGCCAUGGAGACUCGGAGACAUACAGGAGGCGGGAUGGAGAUCGCCAUGGAGACCCGGAGACAUACAGGAGGAAUGAUGAAGAUCGCCAUGGAGACUCGGCAACAUGCAGGAGACAGGAUGGAGAUCACCAUGGAAACCCCAA